GGCGCGUGCGAGGGCGGAAACGGGGAAGACGACGCCCGUGAUGCUUGCGCAGUUCGCGUCGAGGGCGCUGUGGAGGAGCAGCGCGACGCGGAAGAUCAGGUCGCGUCGAGGGCGCUGUGGAGGAGCAGCGCGACGCGGAAGAUCAGGUGCGACAG
Molecule: messenger RNA, 155 nt
Organism: Prorocentrum cordatum
Lineage: Eukaryota; Dinophyceae; Prorocentrales; Prorocentraceae
Source: the annotation of a GenBank genome assembly